AUGGGCUACAAGCUUGCAGCAAAAUCAUUUUCUGUCCCACAGACAACUUUAGAAAGACAAGUGAAGCUUGCGCGAGAAAGUUUAGAUAAGAAUGGUCCAAUUACUGUUAAAUUUAAGGUACCGUUAGGCCCAAAAGAGCAAGUUUUUACUGAUAAUGAAGAGGAAGAGCUAUGUAAAUACAUAAUAGAUAUGGAGAGCAGGCUUUAUGGACUGACAAUGAAAGACUUAAGAGGUUUAGUCUAUAGACUAGCGCCUGAAAGUACCUCAUCCGCACGUGCUGCUGGUUUCAAUAAACAGGUGGUAGACCAGUUUUUCAAUUUUUUGGGCAAUGUUUACGAUGAACAUCAUCUAACACCUGAUGACUGCAACUGCGAUGAAACUGGUAUUUCAGUUGUGCCCAAAACUAAAUCAAAAAUUAUCGCAAGAAAGGGCAGAAAGCAAGUGGGAGCCAUAACAUCUGCUGAACGAGGUACGACCAUUACAGUAGAAAUCUGUUUUAGUGCUAGUGGUAAUUUUAUGCCACCCAUGAUGGUAUAUCCUAGAAAAAGAAUGGAUCCGCAACUUAUGAUUAAAGCUGCCCCCGGUGCUUGGGGAGUUUGCAGUGAUUCGGGCUGGAUGACUUCAGAACUUUUCCUAGAUUGGUUUAAAAAGUUCGUCGAAUUUAGCGGAGCAACACCUGAGCGUCCUGUUUUGUUAUUAUUGGAUGGACAUAGUACUCAUACGAAGAACAUUGAUCUCAUAAAUGAAGCACGCACUCACGGCGUUAUCAUUUUAUGUUUCCCACCACAUACAACUCACCGUCUUCAGGUUGCAGACGUUGCUUACAUGAGACCGUUAAGUACCUACUACGAUCAUCAAAUCAUGGCGUGGCUUCGCAGCAACCCAGGGAUGACUGUCACUGUCCGAUAA
Molecule: messenger RNA, 909 nt
Organism: Parnassius apollo (apollo)
Lineage: Eukaryota; Metazoa; Arthropoda; Insecta; Lepidoptera; Papilionidae
Source: the annotation of a GenBank genome assembly